UUUUUUUCUCUGCAUUAAAAUUUAAUCGGUAAGCAGAAAUAUUUAUAUCUGUUUUGUUAUGAAAAAAUAAUUUAUUAAAUUACUGAUGGAAAUAAUUCCAGAAGCAGCUAUUAUCUUAUCUUUUGUGGUUCGGUAUCGGUUUCCGGCAGUGCGGCACUUGACUAAAGUCUUAUCUCUGACUUUCAGUGCAUAUAGCUGGUAAAUUCGAAAGUAUAAUAACCUCGUGGUUCUGUGGUUUUAUGGACGGUGUCGCCAAUCUAAUCAGACCUGAUUAUUAUUUUUUGUUAACAGCUAACACUUUCUUAAACUUUUGAUCAUAAUCACGAGCGACAUAAACUUUUGUUUUAAUUGAUUUCGAACGUAAUAUUCAAAUAAACGCUUUUGUGUAUUAGUCGUUGGUAUUUUCGUUACAAAAUUAAUCAUGUCUAAUGCGGAUGAAGAAAAGUUUGAUGCCAUGCUUUUGGCGGUGGCUCAACAACAUGAAAAAGGCGUCGGACAAGUAAUAAUUUUAAAAAUAACAUUCUUAAAAUUUUACAACAGUUAUUAUAAAUAUUUGGUACCAGUUAUUUUAAUUAUAAAACAAAUUAAAUAUAGCUAAUAAAUGUUUUAAAGUCUUUUAUUUGUAUUUUAAUUAUCUAUUUAAAAGGGUAGCUUUUUAUUUAAAUAUAGUACCUACAUAUUUUUUUUUUUGACCAUGUGAUAUUUAGAUAUUUUAGGUUUCCCUAUACUAUAUGUUAAAAUAUUGUAUUAAUUAUAUACUUAGAUAUAUAUUUAUAUUUUGUAUUUCAUUAUGAAUUUAUCAUAAUUCAUUUUGUAUUGAUUUUUCUAAUGUUUUCUUCAAUGCAAUUGUUGCUAUAGUAACAAGUUAAAUAAUGUUUAGGGCUUUUAUGACUUAAAAAUAAAAAACUGAGUACCCACAUACUUAGUGCCGUAUUUAACAAAUGUUAAAGGAGUUAACUGCCUUGGCAUCAUAAUUUUUUAAAUUAAGAACGUAGUCAACAAGGCUAAAGACAUGCAAAAAACUGGUAUGCAAUGUUGAGCUAGGUUAUUUUGCUCUAGACAUCUUAAAUCUUUAAUCUGCCACUAUGCCUACCUUAUACCUGCUUUUUCUAGAAUAAUUUGAAUGAAUGUGGGUUUAUAAAUUUAUUGUAAAUUGCUCAAACUAUUAAUAUUUACAUAUUCUGAACUUGAUUAUUUAAAUGUGUGGGCCAUAAUAACAAUCAAUAGGUUUUAUAAAAAAGUGAUGUUUAUUAAUUAAGUAUUCUAGAUUAAAUAUUUUAAUAAAUAAAUGUCAAUGCAAAUUAUCAUUGACGAAUAUGACAUAUCGCAUAUUUUACUUGUAAGGUUAUCACUACUCAUUAUAUAUUAUAAUCAAAAUAUUGAUUGUUACUUAAUUUUUAAUAUUUGUUUUAGCUAUUGGAUACAUUUUUCAGUUUUCUUGCCCGAAAAACCGACUUUUUUGUUGGAAGUCCCGAUGAAAAAGCUUGUGAACAAGUAAUCAAUAAAUACAAAAAUAAAUGAAUAUAAUUAUAACUGUUGAAAUAUAUUUUUUAGAUGUUAAUGUCGGUAUUUAACAAACACCGUGAUAUCGCAUUAAAGCAAAAACGUGCAGAAGAUGAGAAACGUAAACAAGAAGCAUUGAAAAGAUUACAAAAGUCACAGAUAGAGAGAGAAUUAGAGACUAAGCCAAAACUAAAAGAACUUACUGAUGAAGAAGCUGAACAGCUCCAAAAAGAAUUGGAUAUGGUGAGAAAAUAAAUAUUAAAUUGUGGUAUAUUUUUUAUUAUAUUAAUAGGUAUCAGUACCCAGGUCAAGUUUGGUUUUGUUAAAACUAUAAUAUUUAUUGUUUUUUCAUCAAAACUUAAUAGGAACUUUAUUGUAAUAGUUUUAAUUUUACAUUUUGAUUUUUUUUGUUAAAAAUUUAAAUUUUCUAACCAUUUUGUUAUCCAAUGUGGUGGGCAUAUUGCAGAAGCCUUCUAUAGUCCUUGUGCUGUAUUCAAAUACUGCACCAGGUGAUCCAUUUAAGUGGGUACAUUCAUUAUAUCAAAUAGUAUUAAUAUUUUUCCGGAAUUUGUAUUUUAGAACAUUAAGAAACAAGCUGCUCUACAAUUUUAUAUUUAUGUUAUUUUAUGGGACAAAAACCACUAAAUUUGAUUUUCAAAUAGCAAUGUUUAUUAAAAAGUUCAUAAAUAAAUGAAGGCUUAGUUAAAAUAACUUUUAGUGUUGAAAUGUUUGAUUUCCAUGGAGUAUCAUCUGUGUGACAGUGCAAUGUGCGGCGUGUUGAUAAUUCACCACUACUCUCCUUCAACCCAAACUUAAUGGUGGAAUAUCUCGUCAACGGAUCAACGGAUCAAUGGAAAUCAAAAAUUUCAUCACUAAAAUUUAUAUUAACUAUUAUUCCAUCUAUUUAUGGACUUUUUAAUAUAGGUUGACAAUUGAAAAUCAAAUAUAGGUAGUGGUUUUACCCCCAAAAUAAGUGUGAAAAAAUAACAUAAUUAUAAAAUUGUAGAGCUACUUGUUUCUUAAAUUGAUCACCUGGUACUUUCAUUAGUUGGUUAGGAUUGUAUGGUUAAAAUAUGAUAUAUGAUAAGGUUGAUUUAAAAUAGCGUAUUGAAAUAUCAUGUUAUUAGUAUGUAUCAUUUUAUUUUUUAGUAAAUAAUGUAUUUGGAAACUGUGUAGUCUUUAGAGGUUUAGGUAAUAUGUCAUUGGGUAAUAGCAGACUGGAUUAAAAUGUUCCCGGAGAAAAUUACAGUUUUUAACAAAAAAAAAAUUGUCUCGAAAAAAACAAUCAAAAUGUCACCUUACCUAUCUUUACUUAUAAUAAUGGAACCAGUCUUUGCAUAAUUUGUAUUUUUGUAAAAAUCUUUUCAGAAAUGUGUUUGAAAAUUAUAAACCCCCAUUUCCCCAAAAAUAAAUUUGGGUUGAGUCACUGGUUAUAACAAAUAUUAAAUAAAUAUAUAUAUACACGUUAUAUCUUUAUUCGUUUAUAGUUUUAUAAAAUAAUAUGUAAUUUGUGAUAAAUAAGUAGACUAUACUCCCCGUCUCCCGGAUACAUUUAAUGAAGUGAUAUGAACAUACAAAAGCAUUUGUCACAUUUCCUAUUUCUGCCAAGUGUGUGAGCACAGAUUUAUGACCCAGAACUCAGUUUCAGUUAUGCUGAAGUUACGCUGAUUUAUGGUUAUACUGAACACUAAAACAGCACAACAGCAACGAUAAGCAUUUAAGUGUCCUAAGUGAAUGCACCCUUAUUAGCAGCUUACAUUAUCUUGUUCUAUUAUGUGAAAAUACGAGAAUACAGCCGUAUUAUUGUGCUAAAUGUAAUUGUUAGUUAAUAAUUUACAAUUUAAUUUAUUUUAUAAGAGAUAAAAUAAUUUCAAUUUUGACCAGAUAUUAAUUAAUUAAUUAUAAAUUCAAUGACCAUUAAAUCAGUGGACAUUUUUUAAGGACACUACAUAUCUAAUUGCUUUCUCCUUCUUACAAAUGUAUAAUAGCAAGAUAUAAGCAUUUUUAAAUUGUGAUAUUUUAUACUCUCAUAUCCCAGUUAAAAAUUUUAAAAAUGAAAAAAUAAGGUUAAUAGAUUAAAGCACUAUAAUAUUAAAAUAACAGCAUAAAGUUAUUCCUGUUGAACACAAAUUUGCUAUGUGGUACAUUUUUGAGAUUGAGAUAGUAUAUGCAUUUGUAGUGUUCUUAAUGUUCUUAAUUUCCUUAUCAUUUAACUUGUUUAUCAUUCAUUAUAUUAUUUAAUUAAUUUAAAUGAAUGUUAAUGUAUUUAUAUAGGUACAUUUUAUUCAACUGCAUACUCGUAAAUUAUUAUUUCUAAGACAGUUGUAAACUAUAAUUUGAUAACAUGAAUUAAAUGAUCAUUCUGCAUUAAUAUGUAAUAGAAUUUGACAGAUAUUCAUACUUAUAUUAUUAUGCUUCUUUUUCUUUGCCUCAGUCGAAACUAAUUUUAGUGCUUUAUAUUAUUAUAAUUAAUAAUAUGUUUAAUGAUGUAAAUAAUAAUUUCUUUAUCAUUAUAUUAAUUUGUAUUUUUAAUUACUAUUUUAGAAAAAAAAUAUUAAAACUAAAGAAUCGGUUGAACUUGAUGAAGUAUCGCAACCUGUUGGAGAAGAUGAAGAAGAUCCAAAAGAAAAAGGCAAAUUAAAACCAAAUGCAGGCAACGGUUGUGAUUUACCUAAUUAUAGAUGGACCCAAACAUUGUCUGAUAUUGAGGUAAGUCUUUUUAUAAAUUUACUAAUAUACUUACUAGAUUAAAUUAAUAAAUUUUUUGCAAAUUUGAAUUAGUAAUGUCAGACAUAUCUGGUUUUCAAUAUAAUCCACCCGAUAAUCUGGAUAACCUGGGUAUUUGAAACCAGAUAUUGAAAUAAUUUUAUUUGGAUAAUCCGAAUAAUUUAAAUAUUUUUAACCAUCUAACUUCUUUAAUUUAAUUUGUAUAUGGUACAUCUGCGUGUGUCUGAUAAUUAAUAUUAUACUCAAAGUGUAGUGUGUUAACAUAUCUGUUUUUUAAAUUUAUAAUAACCAAAAAUAACAUUUUUUGAUAAACAGACUGAUAUCGGUUUAUUUGUAAUAUCUGGAUAAUCGACAUCACUUAUUUGAAUAUAAUAAUUAUUAUAUUCACUCCUGGAUAUAUGUAUCUUCUAUUUAAAUUUGUUUGGAUAAUAUUAUGUGCUAGUUGAUUAGUUAGUUAUUUUCUAAUUUCAUUUAAAAAUAAACCAUUUUUUGGUUUUUGACAAGGUUAUUCUAGGCCCGUCAAAAAUUAUGUAUAGUAGGUACUUAAUUUAAGUGUUGGAUUGUACCUGUAUCUUUGAUACAUUAUAGUUUUAGCAAUUUUUUUUUUAAUGAUUUAUAAACAUCAUUAAAGAAGUAUAAAAAAUAAAAACAAAACAAUUUUCUAUUGGAUAAUGGGGUGGUUAGAUAUGGCUAAUAUUUAUGUUCUCGGCUAAUUUUUAAUAUGGUUCCUGGUACAUAAAAAUGAUUAAUUUGAGAAACUACUGGAAUAAUACUAAAAUUAUAAUUUUAAAUUAUUUAAUUCUUGAAAUUCAUUUUAUUGAGAGCAAUAAUUUAAUUAGAACAACAAUGUUAUAUUUUAUAAUCUAUAAUUUACAUAUUAAAGGUUUAUUGUUCAUUAACCCAUAUUUCUAUUGUUUUUUUUUCAUACAAGAGUUGUAUAACUUGUAUAUCAAGCAAAACUUGUUGUACAAUCUAUGGCACGCCCUAAAACAAACAAAACAUGCAUAACAUUAAUAUGUUUUACAUAACAUACACAAACAAAAUAUUGAGUCGUAGUAUUUUUCCUGAAAGGAAUAUCUCGGGAAUAGUUUUUUUCUCUGAUAUCCUUUUUCCUAAACACUUAUCUAAAUGUAAUAGUUCCCAAAUUGUAUAUUUCCUAAAUAGGAGGAAAAAACAUGCAUAGAUAAUGUUUGGGAAUUUGAUUCAAGAAAAAUUGGGGAUUUAAAAUAUAAUAUACACAUAUAUUUAAUGUUAUAAAGUUAAUAAUAUGUAUGAUAGAUAAAAAUUUAAGUAUUUAUGACUUAAAAUGUUUUAUUUUAUUUUUAGAAACUCAUUGUUUCCAAUAUAAGCUUUCGCUUAAAGGAGAUGUUAGUAUUUUAACUUUUAAUUGAAAUAUUCAGUAUUAUCUUUAUUUUAUAGUGUUAAAUAAUAAAUAAUAAUAAUAAUGAAGUGGAACUUAGAUUGACUUAAUAUUUUUUUGAUGAAAAUCCUUAUCUCUUUUUUAACUACUAGUAAUGAACAUUUUAUUUUGCAUUAUUCUAUUAUAAUUACUAAAUAUAGGAUUAGGGAUCAGUCAUUUUAGAUAUGAAUAUUGAAUUUUGAUCUAUUAGUUUAUUAUUACUGAGUAUUAAAAGUUUACCCCUCAAACUUUCCUAUAUUGUUUCCAUUGCAUGGAUAAUCCAUGGCUAAUUUUUUCAUCAUUCUAAUAUUUUAGUUUUAUUCAUUUUAACAUUAAGUAAUGUUAUUAUAUUUUUAUGUGUAUAAAUACUUACUAUGAACAUAGUAAACGCAGUAUGCAAUGGUUAGGAUUAGAACUAUUGUCAUAGAGAUGACCAAUACAGUAAGCUGAUGUCGUUCACAGCAACAUUGAAUAGUCUUACGAGUCUUAUGUCGAUUAUGCCCUCCCAUGCCAUUAACAAUCGUAAAAUGAUUAGACGAUGCUACUGACACAGUGUCCAAGUCAAUGUAUUUGUUAUGGGUAGCCAAGUUUUCAGUGCAUAAUAGUAAUGUAUUUGUAGAUAAUUUACUCUGAAAACAAAAAUUAAUAUAUAAUGAUUAGUAGGCAGUUGAUUUAUAUUUAGAUAAUUUUAUUAAAAGUAAUGUGCUAGCAGUUGAAAUGUAUUAAAUAUUAUUAUGCAUUAAGGUUUUUUUUUUUUUUAAUGUAGUUAUUAUUAUUAAUCUUAAAGAAACCAGGUAUGAUGUUAUAAUACUCAUUAGGUAUCUGUCUUAUUAAAUAUUGCAAUCAAUGUUCUAUAACAUUCACAUUAGACAGAUAUUUAUAUUUCAGAAAUAAUUGACUUGAUAUUUUGGCCCAAAAAAAUAGAUUAUAUCCUACAUUUAAAAUAUUAAAAUUAACACAAUAUUAUGAACAUAAUUAUACAAUGUACCUGUAAAAUAAUUGCUAAACUUACAAAAUUUUAAAAUACCUAGUACGUAUAGUAUGCAAAUAAAUAUAGCUCCAGUUUUAAUUUUUGAUAAUGAAAAUUAAUUAAUUAACUUAACUAAAUUGGACCUUUGAUAGUAAAUAAUAUGUUGGUUAAUGAUUAUUUCAAAAUUCUAAUUUAAUUUGAAAAUAAUUAAUUUAUGCUUUUAUUUAAUUUUUUAAUAGUAAUCAAUAUUCAGUAGCUAUGUCUAUGUCUAAACAUAAAUAUGGUAUGGGUAUGGAAAUGUAUCACAAGCAAUUAAAAUUGAAUAAAAAGAAAUUAUAAUAUUAAGAAUUAUUUUAGAUCGAUUACAUCAUAUGAGGUAGGAAUGAAUAAAGCUUAGUUAGGUUUAGUUAGUUAAAGUAGUGAAAAUUAAUAUUGUAGCUUAUAAAAUUAUUUGUAUUUUGUACUAGUUUAUGAUAGGACACAAAAUAUAGCCAUGCAAAUAUUAUGAUACCAAUAAUAACUACACGGUGAAUAGCAUAGUUAAUAAAGAAUGGUUAGACAAGUCCGGGCGACAUGUUCCAGAACGCGACUGUCAUCUAUCCUUUGUUUAGCAAAGUCAAUUUAUUUAUAUUUUGCGGCAGGGUGAUAAUGUUGUAUCUCAGUCAAGGUUAACCUAAUUUAUCUUGAUCUCAGUUAGACUUUAUGGGUCUUUAUUAUAAAUACUACUUAUGGCACUUAUUACAUAGUAUCAUAAUAGUGUGUUAUCAUUAUCAACGUAUGAGAGAAUGUUAUCAUUUUUUUUUAUCACAUAAAUUAAAAUUUUCACAGUAAUAUUAAUAAAUUUUAAAUUAACCAUUCAUAGGUACAUUUAUAUAAGUAUACAAUAUAACUCAAUUUUAUAUAAAAAUUACUAUACAUAGUAUGUUUGGUAAUAUGCCAAUUUGUCUUGUUAUUUAGUUCUUUUUUUGGUCAAAUAGGUAAUAUGAUUUAUAAAUGUAAAAUUUAAUGUGUACAGGUGUUAGGUUAGAGUAAAAAUCAAACUUCUAUUGUAAAAGUAUUUUGUGUUAUUACAUAAUAUAAUAUAUAAUAUAUAAUGUACAAUAUAUUAUUAUUUAAUUUGUUUUUAUGAAUAAUUGAAUUUAUUUUAUUUGAUUUCUUAAUACCUACCUAAUCAAAUAGAAAAAAAAAAAAAAAAAGUUUACUUUGGUUGUUGAGCUAAUUGACAUUUUAAGUUUUAUUGGUGACUCAAAGCGACCAUUGAUUGAGGGUAUGCGAAUAAUGAAAUGUAACCACAUUUUUGAAUUUGGAUAUGUGGAAAAUAAUAACAAAAUAUUAAGAAUCAUUGCUAUGUGUCUUUACCCUUGAGGCAUUGUGGUAUUAUAGUAAACCACCUAAAUUUGUUUCUUUUUUAUGUGUACAAUUUUUAUGGUUUUUAUGAGUGCUAAAUUUUAAUAUUUUUUAAGAAAUAAAUUUUCAAAAAUAACGUGUGUCUCAAAAGGUUAAAACUAGUGAUCUCAGUGGGAAAUUAAUGUUUCUGUGUUCCUAUGAAGUCUAUAGAAUUGUUAAAAUCACACCCAUUACAUAACAACCAUAUUAUAGUACCUACCUAUGUUACUCUAUAUUAAUUUAACAGUUGCUAGGUAUUCUAUAUAAUUUGAGCACUAUUUUUAAAUUAUAAUAAUAACUUGUUAAAAAAUAAUAUUUAAUAAAAUGUUUGCUGCACAUAUUAAUAUUAUUUGUAGGAGAAUUAUUAAUAUUAAUUUUUCAAGCAUGUUCCCAUUUCUUUUUUAGGAAAAGUGUGAAAAAUCACAUCUUCUUGGUAUAGACUGUUGAGUGAAAACCAAAUAAUCAUUUUGAAUGUUUACAUAGAGAAUAUUGUUUUACAUUGUGGACCAUGACAAUAUUUAUGUUUUUUGCGUGUUUUUGGUGUUGUGGCACAAUAAGCAUGACCCAUAAUUAUGGGUUGGCAGUUAUCAAAUACGAAAGUGUAAUCAAAAUUUAAACUCGACGUUUGGUUAGUAAAUUUUGACAAAUCGGGUAAAUCAAUUCUCAAUAUUUUGUAUUUCAUAUUUUCAUCAAUAAUUCUGUUUUCAUGUCCGCCCCGUUACAACGUUUUAUGCUACCACCACCAGAUGUCAGCCACUUCGCUUUCUAUCGCGAAUACCGACCCAGAUCUUAUCACGUUAUCGUGUCAUAUAAAAUAAUGUAAACAAAUCGCCUAAGUCCGCCAUAUUAAGGAACGAAAAAGUUUACAGUUCUAGUAUAGGGAUCAAUUCUUUAUUAUUUAUGGUGAAUAGUUUAAUGUUUUCAAUUUUUGGAUAACAGGCGGUAACGUGGAUUAUCGUGGUUUUCCAUAUUACAGUUAUAAUAUUACUCAUUCAACCAUAUUGUUAGGUGUUACACGGUAUUUUUAUGCACGGUCCAUACGGUACACGGUGCUAGUGUAGUAUCACGAUAGCAAUGAUACUAACAAUUAAAUAUUAAUCAAUUAUUUAAAUUAUUACCUAUACUUCCCAUUUUCCGCUUAUUAAUAUUAGUAUAGUAUUCAUUUUGUUAGGUUAUUUUAUUUAAUUGUCGAUAUCGCAGGCAUUAUUAAUUGCUAUCAAUCAAAUUAUUAUUAUCAUUUAUCUGUUCGUUUAUUAUUUCGAGGGGGGAAUGAGAGAGGAUGAAACCGGUGUAAACAGUUAGCACCAUAGAAAAAUUAAACCCGUGUCGUUAAAUUUUAACACUGGUUAUUCCAAAAAAAAGUCUCAAAUUUACACCGGUUUGUACCAACGAAUUUAUAGACAUAAUACGGGACUCUAUGCCGAUGACGUUAUAAUAAUAUACUGGUCGGCUAAUCGCACGUCAUCCUAAUUUUAUAUAAAACCGAUUAAUUACGGUUAUUAUUGUUUGUAAUGUCCGUACCUUAAUGCUCGGUUGAUUAGGGGAUGUAAACGAGUCCGGCUGUGAUCUGUCACUAGAAUCUUCUUGUCUUGACGACGAAAUCGACGGUCUCGGUAUGGACCAUCUAUACAUCUAUAACAAUAAUAACAGUACACGGUAUUGUAAUAUUAAGCACAUGUACACGGGGAGAUACAAGAAUAAUAUUAUAAAUAAUAAUAAUAAUAAUAAUAAUCAAUAUGUCUAUAAAUAGAUUGUGUGUAGAAAAAAAAUAAAAAAAAAAAUGUACAAAUAAAAAGAUGUAAUUGUAUGAUUGUUGAAGAUCAAGGUUAUUGAUGGGCGUCGCCUAAAAUAAUACACCUCGUCGCGAUAUUCCAUUAUUUGUAAUAAGGAGCUGCUAUAUAAUAUUAAUAUAAUGCUCGGAUGCGGGUUAUGUAAUUUUUGAACCGGAUUUUUUCUGUAGGGUUUCAAGGUUCCGGGUCACGUAUUGUAGUUUUCAAGACUGCAUCUAUUCUAAUAUAUAUAUAUAUAAUUAUUAUUAUUAUUUUUUUUUAAUGAAACCUCCGGUAUCGGGAGUAUUUCAAUAUACGACGGCUACACGCUCGUAAUGCAUAUUUGUUCGCUAUUCAAGUAGUAAAUUCGAUUUGAUUUUUGUCCGAGACCGCGCGCGGUAUUACAACUCGGUCCUUAUGGAUUUUAGCUGAAUAUUGAAUGGAAUUUUACGGACUGUUAUGGUUUUAUUUAUAAUUCGCCACGCGAUCCCGAAAGCCAUUUUUUUUUUUAUUAAAACAUUUAAUUUGAACAUUUUUUUUUUCUUUAAUAAUAAUUAUACGUAAAUAUACACGUGUACAGUUAAUUAUAAUUUUCGAUUAAAGUUUUAAAUAUUUCAAAGUAGAAAUUCGUUGUUCUUAAUAAUAAUUUUUUUUUGAAGUAUUUUAUUUAUUAUAAUUUUACUUUAUAGGGUUUAUAUAUAUAUAUAAAAAUUAAAUAUAUACACAAGAUGAUUCACUAAGCGUGCUCACCGCUUUUUUUUGGUUAAUGGUAGGGAGAGAGUGGUGGAGUACCAUUUGUGUGGCGGCACGGCACACCGUGUUUUAUUAGUGGUCCUCUACUCUCCCUUACCUAAAUUUAAAAGUGAAAUAUAUUGUCAACGGGUUGACGGAAAUCAAAAAUACUCCAUCUAUUUAUGUAAUUUUUAAUAUAGGUUCUCAUUUGAAAAACCAAAGUCGGUGUCACCACAGGAUAUUCCUUAAAAGUUAUGAAAAAUCUAAGUAUUCGAAAAUAUUGGCUUUAAUUAUUCUUAAAAAUUACAAAAAUCAGAAUUUGAAUUUAUACAAAAUUUAACAAAAAAAAAAAAAACAAAAAAUAAAAAAAUGGGAUGAGCAUGCUUAGUGAAUCACUCUGUAUAUAUUUUAUUUAAAAGUACGAUUACGGGUUAUCGUUUCUUUAGUUCAUAGACAUUUGCAACUAACCAUGCAAAUUAACCGAAGUGAUAUUUACGACAGUAUCAUGCGAUAAUAAUAUACCUUAAUGUUAAAAUAUGUACAUAAAAUUGCCAUUUAAAAAAGAUUCAAUUUAUGGUAUGAAUGUUGACUUUCCGUGAUUUUUUUUCGUAAAACUACGUUUAAUAGUAUACCAACAGUUUUUAUUCUUAGAAUUAUAAUUACCUAAACCUACAUAUAUCAUAUAUCAAAUUGCAAAAUUUACAUAUUCAUUUAUUUUACUUUCAGAGUAUAUAGUAUAUAAUGGUGCACAUUUGGUUUCUUAGCCUACAGUUUGAGCUGUAGUUUUUAACGUCGCGAAACAGUUUCUCUGUAAACAUUAUUGUUAAUUUCAUGAUUACACAAUAAAUGCUUGUGAUAAUGACACGGAACUACAUGUAAAUGUAUUCUAAAGUGAUUUAAAUAAUUUUGAGUUGAUCAAAUUUAAUUUUUAUAAUAAUUUCAAAAAAAUUGCCUAUACACAACCCCUUGAUUACAGGAAGUAUAUUGCCUUCUUAAUAAGGUGAUGCUGUUUAAAAUAAUCGAUUAUUUAUAUUUUAUGUUUUCUGUUUAUUAUUUUUCUUGGCAAUUUAUUUGAAAAUGCAUACAUAUAGUAGGUACGAGUGUAGUACUUACGAGGUCUGUUCAAAAAGUACCAGGACAAAUAUUAUUGCGGCUAAUCUAUACAUGAUAACGUUUAAAUUAUAAUUAGAUGUGUUCCCAACGUAUUAGAGAAUAUUUUGAACAAAACAUAAUAUUAUACGUUGUUAAAUCUAUUCAGUUUGUUUCGUUCUCAGUUUUCGUCAUGUCCGAAAUUAACGAACAACGUGUGUGCAUCAAAUUUUGCUUGAAACUUGGUAAAAAUGCAACUGAACGUACACAAUGAUUAAAACUGCUUUUGGAGACGAUUCUUUAAGUCGCUCCGUUACUUUCGAGUGGUUUAAACGUUUCAAGGAUGGUCGACAGUCAAUUAAAGAUGAUCCACGUUCUAUAAGACCGUCGACAUCUAGAAACGAUGAUGUUGUGGCGAACAUUUACGAAAAAGUGCGAAAUUACCGCAGAUUAACUGUUCGCGAGUUAGCAAAUGAAGCAGGAAUUUCAAUUGGAUUUUGUCAUGAAAUUUUAACGGAAAAUUUACAGAUGAGAAGGGUAGCUGCUAAAUUCGUUCCACGGUUGUUGACAUCGGAACAAAAGGAAAAUCGUUUGAAAUAUGGCGAAGUGGAACCUGGUUUCUUCAUCACGACGAUGCGCCAGCACAUUCAGCGUUGUCAAUUCGUGAAUUUUUGGCUGAAAAAAAAAUACGUGUGGUCCUACAUCCUCCCUUUUCACCUGAUCUAGUCCCGUGCGAUUUUUUUCUUUUCCCGAGAAUAAAAUCUGCGUUUAAAGGACAACGAUUUCAAGACCUAGAGGAAAUUAAAGCAAAUACGGCAACAGAACUCAAAGCUAUAACUUUUGAACAAUUUCAAAGGACUUUUGAAAAAUGGCACGAUCGCUGGAACCACUGCAUAUUGUCUGGAGGAGAGUAUUCUGAAGGCGAUAUCUUUAAAUAAUAUGUAACUUCAUUUUUGUAAUUAUUAAAAAUAAAAUCCUGGUACUUUUUGAACAGACCUCGUAUUAACAAUGAAUACCAAGUAUUUUUGCCGUACGUGUGUGUAAUAACAAAUUUGUUCUUAUCAAACCGUGUGUAUUUUUUUUUUAAAUCUAUAUAUUUUAUACAUAGUAGGUACGUUACAACGGUUAGUUAUUAUAUGAAUGUGUGAUAAAUAAAUAAUGUAGUGUAGAUUGAUUGACGGUUAUAGAGUACAGGUUUUGUAUUAUAUAAAAUUGUCGAUGCACGCUGCAGACUAUGCCAUUAAUGAGUUACUUAUGUAACAAUAAUAGUAUAUUUAUAAAUAAGACAAGUGUUUUAGAACGAAAGGGGUUAUUUUACCAUUGUAUUUUAGAAAUGAGGAUAACGCAUAUAUUUAAUAUGUAACAUGUUUCAUUGCCAGUUGUCAUUUUAUCUUUCUAAGAACACGGACAUAUUAUAAUAAUAGAUACCUAGUAUAGUUUUAUUACUAAAAGUCUGUUGUUUUUAUAAUAGAUAUUUAAUAUGUUUAUCCUCAAUAGUGUAUUUGUUAGCUUUAAAUAUGACCAAUUAAAUAGUUUUUGUUUUUUUUUCCUUUGGUUUUUAGACCUCUGAGGACUGUUUCAUAAUUUUAAUACAAUUUUCCAUUCUCUAUCCAUUAGGAGCUUCCAUUAAGUAUAAUUCCACAUCCUUUUUUUUAAUAAAAUCUCAUUUCAUUCUGAGUCUACCUCAGUGUAAUUUUUUUCUACAUUCUGUUUAGAAUAAAUAAAUAAUCAAUUUUAUCAGAUAAUUUUGACUCCCGCAGUCAUUGUUAUCUUUUCCUCUUUGUACUACAUGUACUAUAUUUAUGAACUCUCUAACCCUCUCUAGCAUUCUUCUUUCUCUAUUAUUUGUAUUGUUGGUUGGUCUGAAGAUUUUCCGAAAGAAUUGUUAUCUUAUGUACUUAAAGUAUUAUAAUAAUGAUAUUGCUGAUAUCACUUUUUACCGAUUACCAAUACGUCUUUCAUAUAAACUAAAAAAAAAAAAAAAUUAUCGAUUUUGUGAUAUGUAGAUUAUAAUAUUUGGUAGUUUAAUUCGUACAUUAUCAACUAUUGAGUCUAUACAUGUUCAAAUAAAAAUAAUUGCCCACUAUUUUUUUGAUUUUUUUUAGUAUUAUUAUAUAAUUCUAGAUUCAUAGGAGUGUGAGGAAAUCCUUUGUAGACUUAGAUGCAUUGCUUAUAAAUUAUAUAAUCAAAAUAAGGUAUUAUAUUAUAUUUUAGUCAUUAUGCUUUUAUACAGUUUUUUUUCUGCAAAUUAUAAUACUUUAAAAAUUUAAGUUUUCAAAUUAAUCAGUAGUUUAACUUUUCUACGAUCCCGCAGUGUAAAAAUUUUCCAAAACUUAUGUUGGCUACUCUGUGUCUGUAUUGUAAUUUGAAAAUAGUAAGAAGUGAUCUUCAAUUAUCAUUUUUAUCACUAGACACAUCACUCCGAAAUUAUUUGGCAUAAUUAUUCGGCAUUAAUAAACUUUUCAAUAUACCCACGUUGAUUUUGAAUUUCAUUGGAUUAAAACCGAAAAAAAAAUAUCACGAAACACCAUAUGAUUGAAUUUGGGCUACAAAUCAGGCUUACUGAUUCCAUAAAAUAAGUUUAAGUUCGCUGAUGAAGUUAAUGACUAAAUAAAAGACAACAGCUAUACAAUAUAUCAUGCAUGUAGAUCUUGGGAGAUUUGUUACGAUUUAUAUAUAUAUAUUUGAGCUUGGAGAUAAUUUACCUUGCGCGACUGAUUAAAGAUUAAUUAAUUUAAAACAUAAUUAUAAUUUCGACAAAUUAUAAAAAUAAAUUAUCCUAGAAUUAGGUACAAAAUGUUUAUCUUUAAUAAUGUUAAAAUAUUUAUUAAUUUCACUGCGAUUUAUAAUAUAUUUAUACACAGGUUGUAUUUUUUAAAAAUAAAAUCGAUUUAUAAUUUUAGGUACCAAUAGGUAUGGUUUAUCUGCUAACUGGUUAUACUAACUUCGUUAAUAUACUCGUAUAAUUUUUUAUUAUUUUUUGUUACCACUUACAAUUGUUUUAAAUAUCUUAUUAACACUAUAGUAAAACGAGUUAUGUUUAGAUUUGUCAUUAUUUUUACAUUAUUAAUCUCAAUCUACUGUAAUUACUACUUUUAACUUAUUCUGAGGCAAGCAAAGAGAAACGAGUGCCCCUCCCACCAGUUGAGGUAUCAUAUAAUAAGCAUGUCUGGCGGUUUUUUUUUUUUAUUAUCGAUUUUCAUUAUGUUGCGCAAAUAUAUUGUUUUAUACAUUUUCGUUUCGUUUCGUUUUUUUUUUUUUUUUUUUACAUACAUAUAUAGGGUGAUUCAUUAAGAGUGCUCGCUCAAUUUUUUUUAGUUAAAUUUUGCAUGCAUUUAUUGAAAUCUUGAUUUUUGGAAACUUUAAGUGUAGUUGAAUAGUAAUGAUUUUUAAAUUGUUCGCUACAUUUAAGGAGUAUCCUGUGGCGAUACCAACGUUGGUUUUUCAAAUGAGAACCUACAACGUUUCUGAGUUGAACUAAGGAUAAUGGCUUUUAAUGGAAAUUGGAUACCGACCGUUUCAUAGGAGUUGUGUAUAAACAAUUUAUUUAAACUAAUACUUCAUUAAUUUCCGGAAUUUUCAAUAUAGAUUAUUAUUUCAAAAACCAACAUUGGUAUCGUCACAGAAUACUCUUUAAAUGUUGUGAGAAUUCCAAGUAUACGAAAAUAUCCUUUUUAAAUAUACUUAAAAAUUAUAAAAAUCAGAAUUUGUAUAUAUGCAAAAUUGAACUAAAAUAAUGGGAUGAGGACCUAACCUUACCUAUUGAAUCACCCUGUAAACUCAAGAUGUCUGUGUUGUAUGUUAUUGGUAUAAAUUAUUUAUAUAUUCUCAAUAAUUGUAAGUCAUUGACGUAGGUAUGAAUAUUUUUUGUGGAGGAAUAAAUAAUUUGUUGGGUAAACGUCGUUUGAGGGCAUUCCACACCCCUCCAUAAGAUCUGUUAAAAAAUAAAUUCUGAGUGUAGUGUCUAGUUUCUCUGUUUUUUUUUUCAGAAAACAUUUUUUUGGUUAUUAAAAAUACUUCCAUUUUUUCAUGUCACCCAUAAAAAUAUUCAGAUUUUUCUUUAUGAUGAUUCUUUUAUAAUAUUUUUCCCAAUAAAUUGCACUUUAUGUUUUUUUUAAAAGGUUUUUGGAGGGGAUCUAUCUUCAUUAUCCCCUCCAUUACUGUUGUAAGUAUACAAUUAAAAACAAAAUUUUAAAUUUUUUUUACCUAAUUGUACAAUUUGGACAAGGUAAAUAUUAUAUAUUUUGGUAUUUAUUUUAGACUCUGAGUGAAUUAUGAUGUAAACAAUUUGUCUACAAGAAAUCUUGCUCCUGUCAUUAACUUAAAGAGUGGUUUUUGGUAGACAAUUUUGUAUAAUUUUUUCGUAUUUUUUGACGCUGUAACGGUAUUUGCAGCCUCCGUUUGUCUAAUGGGAAGUAUAGAAAAAAUGCUGUUUUCGUACUUCCGAUAGUACUCAAGUUCAAAAGUGCUAUGAGAUCUAAUAGACUUCAAAAAUAAAUUGUUUCACUAAAUUAAAUACGAAAGCAUUUGCUAUGGUUUUACAAAGGAAAAAUGUUUUGAUAUUUAAUUUACCGACAAUUGUACAAUAAAUCGAUGAUAAUAAUAAUAUACCUACUUAUUAAUUUUUUUUUUUUUAAUUUUAAUAUAAAAAUGUACAAUAAUAUAAAAAAUAUCCCUUUGCAAAAACAGUAAAUAUUGUUAUUUUUAAUAUGAUGAAAUUAUUUUUGUUUUAAAUUUUAAGUUUGUUUGAACCUGAGUACUAUUAUAGGCAGGAAAACACAUCUUUGCUAAUUGUCCGUUAGACAGACAGAGACGAUUGAUAAAUGACUUCCUAAAAAAACGUAUAGAGUUUAUAAAUUAAAAUAUUAUACGUUUAUUUGUAAUCUAUUGGAACAAUUUGCCUAUAUUUUUUUAGUACUUAAUAUUAUCGAGUGUAAUUUUCAGCUUAUAUUUUUUCUGUGUUUAAUAAAAAGUAGAUUUUAAUAUUUAUGGAGGUGUUUGUAUUGGAAUAUUGACAGCAGUUGAAAUUGUGGGCGGGACAUAUAACUAUAACAAUCAAAAAUUUGUGCCGUAAUUCAAACAUAUGUAUAUAUUUUAUACCCUAGAGGUAAUUUGAGGUAAAGUUGCAUUAUUCGUUGUAGGUACACGGAUACAAAUCCGGAUAUGAAAAAUCUACAGAGUUCAAAAGAUCUGGUUUCGGUGCAAGGUCACAUAAUUUUAUAGUUUUCUGUAAUAAUAUAUUUUAUCAAGGUAUUUUCUAAAAUCGUGUCAAUUUAGAUGCUAGUGCAUAGUCAUAAUUAUUAUUAUUAUUACCACCACAUAACUGAUCUUAUUGAAAAUUGGAUUUUAUUGACAUUUUUGAAAACGUAACCGCAUUUAUAAAUAAUUUCUGUAUUGAUAAUUUGUAUAUAGGUGUGUAACUUUACAACACAAGUAUAGUGGCGUAGGUAUACGCAUCAAGGAUUUCUUAGUCAUACCCAGACGAAUUACGUUGGUAUUAAUUUACAAAUGUACUUUUGUAGUUUGAUAUGCGAAUUUUUAAAAUGAUUCAACACCAUUAUUCAAAUUUUAAAAUUGACUCAUUUCUAUAACUUACAGGUUGUGCAAGUUUAAAUUAUUUUAAUUAGUAUACUAUGUAAGUAUAAGUGUGUGUAUAGUUAGUGUAAAGGAAACGGGAGCAGAUAUUCUAUUGGAAUUUGCUAUUUUUUCUAGAAAUUAGAGUUUAGACCACUUACAUUUUUUACGUUAUUUAUUAAAUAUAGAUCCAACAUAUUUUGUGUUUAUUUAAAAUACGAUGUACAUUUAGUCAGUUCGUUUAUGAUUUUUUAGGGGUACAAAUCCGAUUGUCAUCCGUAAAAUCAUGGUCAUUGAUUUCACAUAAAUUGAUCCACACGCGUCUUAAUUUACAGUAAAAUAUUUACUUAAAAUAAUUGUAUUUCUAUUGAAUAAAAUAGGUAAUUACACUAUAUAGAGUGUCUUACAGUGUUAUCCCUAUGCUAAUAAUUCUAUCAGUAUUCAAUUUUUUUUACAUUUUUUUUAAUCGGGUUUUGUGCGAGGGGGAUACACGUGUAGAGAAAAAUUAAAUUUUUAUUUUAGUAAAUUGACGUAAAAAUAAUUAUAAUAUUUAAUAGAAGAUAAGGAAUUACCGUGUUAAUUGUGAUUUCUUAUUGCGUAACAUGCUAUUUUUAUUGAAAAUUAAUAGUUUUCACCCAAAUUUUCUAGAAUUUAAAACGGAUAUUACUAAGAAACUAUUAAUCGGAUGUGAAUGUAUGAUACAGUUGAAUUUUUGAAAUAACAUCUUUUACAAAAUGGUUAUUUUGAAAAUUGUAUAAAGUGGAAAAAUACAAAGUUUUUUUUUCAUUAAUUAAGGGAUGAAUAUAACAAUUAAAUAUUUAUUUAUAUAUGUGUUCCUCUCGCACAAAACCGGCUGAAAAAAAAUGAGUCUUAUAGAAUAUUAACUAUGAAUCUUUAUUUUUUGGAAAUUUUUUAAAGCUAUUUUUUAAAUAUUUUAUUUAGUGGUCGAACAAUAUUAUUUUAAUGCAAAAUUCUUUGCUUGAGAGCGAUUGAAAGUUUUUACAAAUUGAGUAGCACACGCAACUUUUUUAUUGUACAUUUUUCUCUGCAUAUUUAUAUGAACGAAUUGUUAAAUUAUAUAUUUUAAACAAUAGGGUUUAACUGAAAUAUUUCAGUCACGAAUAAUAUGCAUUAUGCACUAAAACCUUUUAAUUUCCGAAUGCCUACGUAAAUGUGAAAAUUAUUAUAGUGAUUAUUGAAAGUUAAAUACAUAAUGGUUAUGAAAUUUACGUUUUUCAUUUAGGUACCUGGUACCUACCCUUAUAAUAUCAUUCAUACGUACUCUGCAUUGUUAUUAUUUUUGUGUUGUAAAUAUAGUAUGAGUAGAAGCCAUACGAAAUAAAUAAAGUAAAUAAGUAUGAGUAAUUAUACAUAUUAUGAACAUUUCAAACGAUCCCCAGAGAAUUAUUUCUAAAUAUUUUAAAAUUUAUCCAAAAUUGGACAAACAUUUUAAAUGUCUAUACGUUUUUUCUGUUGAAUUUACAUUCUAGUAUAUAUAAAUAUAUAAAGGGUAAUUUUUUUUUAUCAUCAACUAUAAAUUAUCUCGGAGAAUUUUAAGUGAAUUUGAUAUUUGUUUUUUUUUUUUUACUGUGGAAUCGCAUAAGCUUUAUUUUAAAACUAUUUUAAAUUUUUUAACCCUAUUCCAUGUACCUUAUAUAAGUAUAAACUUUUGUUUUUCAAAUAAGAAUUUCAGUAUAAGUUAGAAUAGAGUACCUAUAUUUUUCUAGAAAUUGUAUGUAUAACACUAAUAUCAGAAUUUACCGUUUAAUUAGUUAUAAUCGUUUAAAGUUUAGACUGUAGGAGUAGAGUUAUAGGAUAAAGUAAUCAAUGUAUCAUUUAUAAAUUGACAUGUAAUUUAUUAUCUUUCCCUACUCUUCUGGUCUAAACUUUAAACGGUUAUAAUUUAGGUAAAUUAAAUUGGAUAUCACAAUGUUAUGCAUAACGAAAUUUCUAGACAAAUAUUACUCUUUCGAAUCUGCGUUCUAAAAAGUGGGGUGGGGGGGGUUCUUAUUUGAAAAUCAAAAGUAGAUACUUAUUUAAGGUACAUGGAGUAGUGGCAAAAAAUUAAAAAUGAUUUUAAAAUAAAGCUUAAAAAAAUUCCAUAAUUAUUAAAAAAAAAAAAAAAUAGAAAUCAAAUUCACUUGUAAUAUAAAGGUGUAUACUUUCAUUUGUUGUAAAAAGCAAUAACUCGUUAAGAAUAGUUUUCGCAUGCAUUAUUUAAAUUGUAUUAUAUUAUAUAGUUCAGCGUAAUAUUUGCUAGAUUUACUUACAUCGAUUACGGUGUCUCGGUUAAUAUCGAAAACGCUGCCUAGUUUUGGACUCAUAGUUAUUUAAAAAAGAAAACUUCCUGCGACCGUGGACUUUGCUUUUUCAAAAUUAACUAUGCGCACAUCACUGUAGACACUCGUUAUAAGGUAGUGGUGAAGUUAUCGAUAAUUCCUGUUGGCCGGAGAAACAUCACAUGCGCCGUCUAAUAUCGUGCACGAGUAUUAUAUAUUAUAAUCGUCAUCGUAAUAAUAGUAGUGCUAAGACAUCGAAUACGUAUAGAGUGGGAAUAUCCGUUAGUCCUGACACUUGAUAUUGAACUUCAAAUACGCGAAUUCGUGUUCCGCGACCUCUACAAUCCGCUAAAAAUGUUUAUCCUGUACAAUACUAUAUAGUAAUGUACUAUAGAUAAUGUUUGUUUGUUUAAUGUUUUUAUAUUAUGUGCUUUUUAUCUCAAAACCCAGCUUAUGUACCAUGGUCGUACAAGAAAAGAAGUAUGGGUCCCGGGUCUUUUAUUUUAGCGGAAAUUCGAAGGGAUAACACUUAAAUAUAUUUUAAUAUAUUUCUACAUAUACAUAUUUUUUGAUUUCUGAGUUCCCUUGGCUGUACACGGACGAAAUGAAAUCUCCUCAUUUUUUUGUACAUUUGUAUGUUACUGACAAGCAAUUCGUUAUAAUGGAUCAAAGGACGGGAUUUGUAAAAAUUUAAUUAUUUGUUAUUUUUCAAUAAGGAACCAAUGGUAUGCAGUGGAACAGUCACGUAAACUCAUUGAUGUCAAUUACGGUUUUAUGUUUAUUAAAUAUAAUAACAGUUUGUAAACGUAAGUGUGAAAACGAAAUAAACGGAGGGUCAAAUAAUUUUUUUUUUUAAAAAAAAAGAAGAAAGAAAAAGUAGUUUUAAAGUCUAUUACUAAAUAAUUAGUCUAUUGCCGAGCAAAUUUUAAUUUUCUGUACAACAAUGCGUACAAUUUUAUUGGUAGUUCCGGGUAUACUGUUCACGUUAUAUAAACGUUAAAUUAUACUUAUUUAUAUUUAUGUAGUGGCGUGCUCCUCAGCUUUUCCUAUGGGGGAUGGGGAUGAACUGUAUUUUGUUUUGUUGAUAGUCGUAUACACAAAUAUACAAAAUGUACUUAUCUACGUAUAUACAUUGGCAUUUAAAGAGUAAGUAGUUAGGUACAAAUUACAAUGUUAUUAUAUAUACAUACCUUUUUUUUUAUACUAAUAUUUUAAACCUCUUUUUUCAUUUAUAGGAAACUUAAAUUUUGACAAUGGUAUCCAUACAUUUUUAAGUGCCUAAAUAGUAAAAGACAAAAGUUAUGUACAUUAGAUAGUAGGCUGUAAAAACUGAUUUUUUUUUACCUGAAAUAAAGUCUAAACUUACAGUCAAUUUAUCAACAUCUGAUAAUCUAAGGUUCAAAAAUAAGCUUACAUCGUUUACAUACAUACUGUCAGUUUUAAAAAUAUUUAAGCAAUUAAGUAUGUGCAUAAAUAUAAAAGUUUUAUUAUAGCACAGUUCAAAACUGUAUAUAAACUAUAAAUACUAUUGAUAAUAUAUUAAUAAUGUAUGAAAUGUUUAGGUUAUUGAAACAAUAUGCAUUUGAGUUAAUUUCAAUCGAUAAUUUACGUAUCAAAUAAUUGAAAGAAAAAAACCAAUAAAAUCUGUAGUUUUAAAUUGUUAUUUAAUCGUAUAAACGUAAAUAAAAAGUAGUUAUAUUAAAUAUUAUUGAAUUGUGAAAUCUGAGAACUAGAACAUUUUUAAGUAUAGUUCAUAUUAGUGAAGGUUAUAUUUUUGUUUUGAUUAUAUUUUCGAUUACUUUGUAGUCGUCAAUUGUUAGAGUUUCAGAAUAAUUUGUAAUUUUUAAAUUAAAGUUAAAAAACUAUAAAAACAGUAUUUAUACGUAUAGGUAUUAUAUGUAUAAGCUUAAUGAUGUUGAUGUAUUUUCAAGGAAAUACACUAUAUUGUUUUAAUUUAAAUUGUUUUAAACAGUUUUGGUCGAUCAACGAAAUAUAGUAUUAUUUAUAUAUUGUAUACUUAUAGAUACCUAAUUUAUUACAAUAUGUUAAAAACAUUAUAAUCAAAAGUUAAUUUCAUUAAUGUUUUGAUUAAUUUGAUUAUUUAUUUGACAUCCAUGUUGAUAAAUUUGCAUGUUUUAUCGAAUAAAUGGAAAAUUAAUAAAUUGGUUACACAAAUAUUUAGAAUUGCAUAUAUUAGAAAUUACGAAAUUUCAUUCGCCAUAUUAUCUUUGUGCAUACCUAUAGGUAUUUUUGAUAGAUUUUAAUCUAAUGCGAACAGUUGAACUGACAAAAGUGAAGUUAGCUCUACGAAUUGGGGUAUCUGCAGUGUACACAUGUAAUGUGUUCAAAAAUUAAAAAUUGUAUGCUAUUAUUUUUCACGGGGGUUUUCGGGCAAUAGGGAGAAAUCCUAAGAAUACUGAACACAGAUGAAUAUUUAUUCGUUUUGUGAGGUGGAUUUUUUUUUUAAGAUUAAAAUUUAAAAUUUGUCUUUAUGUAUUUCCUAUUUAUUACAAUAUUACGAAAUACAUUGUAAUAUGUAUAUUCUUUCCGAAUUUUUCUCGUUUAAUGUAUACGUAUUAUAACCACAUUUAAUGUAAUAUUAUAAAACAAACGGUUGAAAGAUAUUUAUAUGACAAAAAAAAAAAAAUCAUUAUAUAAUACCUAUAAUAAAUUAAUUCCAUCAACGUGAACCUCUCAGUGUGUAUAAUACAAAAACCUGUUAGUCGAUAACCGAGCAGCUCGUUUGCUUUUGAAAAUUGAUCAAAAUCUCCUUAAUUAAAUAUAUUAUAUAAUGUCUGGGAGACGAGAUACACGAGAUUAUAUUACUUUAUAAUCUUUUAUUUACAUUUUAUAACAGUUUCAGUACAUUUAUAUCCGUAUUAAAAAAUAUUUUAAUUAGACGUAUGUUUAAAAUAAAAGGUUUUUUUUUUUUAUUUAUUACUUAAACAGGUACAGCAUUGAUUUUAAGAGCCUCUCAAUGUUUUUCAAAGCGCAAAAUUGCAUAUUAUUUUUACGUAGGUUCUUUUAGGUCGUAAACUUCUGGGCCUUAAAUAUUUAUAAAAUCUAAAUUAAUAUCAUAUGAUAUGAAACAAUUAUUAUGAUGAUGUUCAUCUUUGUGUUGGUUUUCAUAUUCUUAAAAGGAAACAAAUAUUUUAAUAUUUUUUUUUUUUUAAGAUGUUAUUAAAGAAUACACGUGUCAAUGUUUUACAUUAUUUAUACUAAAAAGGACAGACGCGUGUCCAUAAAUUGUUUGAAAAAACACGUUUAACGCGGGUGAGAACCACGCAGGUCAAGUGUAAUUUGUAAUUACGAAAUUGAAUUUAUACUCAACAUUUAUUCUAUGAUCUAGGAGUUCAUUUUUACUGUUUCGUAGUGUUUUAAUUUUUUGAUGUCACUAUGACACUAUAUAAAUGACUAUGACUAUAUAAAAAUUAUUAUUGUUUAACAAUUUCACAAAAAAAAAAAAAAAAACAAAUAACAUUUUUCCUAAAAUCUGUAUUAUACUAUUUUUAGCCGUAAUGUUUUAUUUGAUUAUGAUUGCUCAAUAAAAUGUUUACUUGUGAAUAUAAGUCGCGAUAAUGCCAUGGACUUGUAAAUUUAUUUGAAAGCGGAUUUCAAUAUUUUCGAAUUAACAAAUGUAUGACUUUUCGUUAAAAUUGCCUACACGUGACCGCGUAAAUACUGGUUAAGUGCGACGUCAUUUUAGGGGAUUAGUGACUGUGUGUACUUAAGUCGAUUUAAACCUAAAAGUCAAAUAAAACUAUAGAAAUUCCUGUGUUUAACGGAUUUCAAUAUUUUUAAAAACCGAUUGUUAUUCUUUCGAUUCUUUAUUGAAGUAUGUCGGAAUUAGAAAUUAAUAUUUCUUGCUGGAUAUCGUAAAAAAAAUUAAUUGUAUUUUUGAAAAUGUAUAUAAAUAUGUGUGAUAGUAAGCUCCGACACGAAUAAUAUACACCUACAAUAUCUAAAUUUUUACACGAAAACAAUCAUAACCCUUACAAAUAACAAAUUUCCUUCCCACUUUAUUCAGACUUAGAACUGAGAACUAAGUUGGUGUAAUUAAAAUUUGUUUGGUUUUGUGUUUUGUAUGUUUGUUAAAAUAGUAUUUUUUAAAAAAUAAUUCAAUUUUUAAUCGAAUCUAGUCAUUAUCGUAAUUUGUUAUGAAUGAAAUUGCAUAAAAUCUAAAUUGUAAUACAUAAUUACAUUCUUUGUGGCUUAUUGCGAAUGCUCAAACACUUCACAUAAUCAUAAUCGGAACAUUUUCUUUUCAUGUCGGAACUUAUGUGCGGGUAUAUUAUUUUUCGUGUUGGAACUUACAUAUGUACCCACUUACCUGCUUUUUUCGUAUGGUAACUUACCGAACCCCAAAUAAAGUAUGUUAUAUUUUACCUAUAUUGAAAAGAAUUGAAAUUUAAAAAAAAAAUGGCUUCAAUAUAUAUACUUUCACAUAGUAAAGAAUCUUAAGCUUUUUUAAUCUAACCUUCUCUAACUUUUAUGUCUAAACAUAAUUUAUUUGUUUUUUCACUUGAAAAGUAUUUGAUCAUAAUUAUACCGACUUGUGUCCGCGAGUGCGUAAAUGUAAACGUACUUGUAAAAUAUCAGACUAACGGUUUAUGAUUUGUUAUAAUUUAAAAACUUUACAUGUGACACGAUGCGGGCGAGACGAUAAAUAUUAUUUUUUAUUUUUGAAACUCGCCUCUCUUCUAAAUAUUUAUAUAGCUCGGUUGACUCUGUUGAUCAGCCUUAAUUUUAGGGAGAUUUUCAUUGAAUUAUAUUGGUUUAUUAAAACAUUUUACUGUUUUGUUUAGUUAUUAUUUAUUAAUAAUAAUAUAAUUAUGGCUUAAUUACGAUUAAGAUAAUUGAGAAAAUUAAGACGAUGAUAGUGUUACUAAAAUACUCCUGUUCAGUUAUUAUAAUAACAUUAUUAAUUUGAGAUUGAUCUUCAGUAUAUCAUUAUAUAAUAUUUAUUACCUACUGUUUGUUCAUUUAACUUAUAUGUUAUUAUUAAUUUACAUUAAGCUGUGAUCUGUUUCAAUUUUUACGAAAAAUUAUAGAUUAGCUGUUAACAGUAAAUAUUAUUUUUUUUAAUCUAUAAACGAUAAGCUAAUUAAUUUGUAUAAUAAUAUUUUAUAAGUAUUGUCUAUAUACUUUUAAUGUAUUAUAAUUAUGUUUUGGUUAUUUUUUUCACGUCAUAAAAACGUGAUUCAAAAGAAGAACGUGACAUUUAUGGACAAAUGUGUUUUUUGUUUGUUUAGAAUUGUUCAUUUUUUUUCUCGUAAUUAUCAAACCCUGGUCACGUUAUUAAUUUCAGUUAGUUGUUCAUAUUCAUCAAUUGUGGUUUGUUUUCAAAGAAACUCCAAAAAGUUUACCCUUUGUCAAUGUUGGUGUCGCAAUUAUUAACAAAAAGCAAAAAAGUUGUCGGUUAAUUUAAUCAAUUAAUUUUUUUUAAUAAUUUUUAUUUGAACAUUUAUUUGAUAGUAAACUUAAUUUUUAUGAUGGUUAAUUUUUUUUUAAAUAAUUGUCACUAAAUAAUUAUUUAUUUUUAAGAAAAAAAAAAAAAAAAAUACUAAAUUGGUAGAUUGUAAAGAUUUUUAGCUAUAUUUACAUUAAACAAAAUAAAAAUACGGACAUAUUUUGUACCGUUAGCCUUUGUAGUAGCAGAUUUAAAAUGCAUAGGAUAUAGAAUAAUUUAAAUUCAUAUAGAUACUGAACGCAUUGAUAAAUUAUUUCAAUCAAAAAACGAUUCUGAACGGAGUAGAUUUAGUAUUAUUAUUUAUUAGUAAUCGUGUCUUUUUCCCUUGCAGCCAAGAUAACCGAAAUAUCAAUACAAAUAAAACAGAUCUAUCGACAUUUGUUGUCCGUUUUAUUAAUUUUAUAAACAAAACUGUUGAGAAAUCUUGAAAAAUCCGCAUCUUAAAUGAUCUACGACGAUGCGAAUAACUUGUAGCAUUUUUGCUAACUUAAAAAGUGUUUUGCGAGAAAAUAAACGAAAUAAGGACUGUUGGAAAAUGCCUAAGUUGUUUCAAGUGAAGUGUACCAUCGGUCGAAAUUCCGCGUCUUUUAAAGUUUUGUGUGAAAAGUAAAUCAGAAAAGUGUAAAAAAAAGCAAAAUACAAUUUUCCGGGAAAAAUAUUGGGAGUUUCUAAGAAUUUUUCAAAUAAAGUACCAUCUGAUAUUGUCUGUAUGGUUCUGUAUGAAAAAAAAGUCGUUCUCUACCAACCCAAAAAGUAGGUAUUUCCCGAGAGAAAAAAACAACACAUUAUGAUAACUAUUUUUUAAUAACUAAUAUUCUCGCUACACUCGGAAUAUAAAAUAAAGGCUUUCGUAUUUUAAUAAACUAUGAAUCCUUUGUUAUAAUCGUACUAAAGAAUUUGUGCAAAAAUUAACUAUACCAUUCCCCCUCCCCCUUUUGAAUCGCAUGUACUGCGCAAAGACCGCUCGGCGGACGGUUACUAACCUGUAAUUACCUUGAACUAUAUAUAGUUAAAAAAAAAAAAAAAAUCAUUGUAAUUGUACGGACGAAAUUGGAGGAAUGUUAAACCGGUGUAUAAUAUUAAGUAUUAUACAAAUACCGCCGUUUAAAACGGAUAAACUUAAUGUUUAAUAAUAUUUUAUUUUUAGGUAGUUAUGUUAGUGAUGGUUGGUAAGUAUCCGCGUCUUAGUAUCGUGUAUCUGCUGAUAUUGAGAACAUCGGAUAUUUGCAGGAAUAUCAUUUUUCAAAACCGAUAUUAUCGGAGAAAAAACGUUUUACAGAUAGAAAAUAUCGGUAUACGAUCAGUAGUUUAGUAUACCGAUUGUCACUAUGUAUAUUUCUUAUACAGUGAUUAAUUGUGUUAUUAAUUAAUUAUUCAGCCAUUCAGUUUAAUCUAAAAAUAUAUAUAAUACGUGGCCUUGUGAUAACGUUUUAUAUAUGGUCAAAUUUAUAAUAAAUUAUCAAUUAAAUUGUAAUAAUAUUAUACCGAAUACGUUUUGUGAUUGGUAUUGUUUUUGAAUUGUAUAUUGAAUCGUUAAUUUUUCAUUAGUUAUUCGUUUAUUCGCAAUAAUAUGGUGCUAAUAUUUAUUUGACGAUUUUUUUUUUUUAGAUUCGUAGAGUAGCGAUAAAAGUAUUGUUUUUACAAUGGCGUUUAUUAUUAUUAUUAUUAUUAUUUUUUUUAUCUGUGAACAACUUUUCUAUCAGAAAUCUUGCUCCGAUUUGUAGUACCCUGGAAGUUUUAUCUGGAUUGUAUUUUAAAGAGGUCUCAUUUUGAUUAUUCAAACGGUUUUCAUAAUAUUUGGGGAUAAACGGAAAAAUGCACGUACCUGUAUAGUAGAAACUUCGCUCCGAAUCGUUUUUCGUUGGCAACGGUUUAUCGUCGCCUAUAUAGAUAUAAAUUAAAUUCCCCUUUAUAUUCUAACUUCCCGACUUACAACAAUAACCCACCCAUCGUGCGAAGUAUGUCCGUCCUUAUAGAACGUUAAUUUAGUAUCGUUAAUACCGUGUUCAUUUACGGCGUGACGGUAUAAUAAGUAUGAGUACAUAUUCAAAAAUAACGUUAAAAUGCGGACAGCGAACAGUGCACGGCAUCAAUAGCGAAAAAUCUCACAGCAGAGCCACCUUUACAAGAAAUACAAUAAUUAUUAUAAGCGAUAUUUAAUGUUGCGUGUGCGGAACUUUGCGUAGGUCUCUGCGCCGUAUACGGUUCUAAGUGAAUUCGGUCGAAUAUAAUAUUGUAUAGAAGUCGUUAUAUCGGUGCGUCUAUACCACAAUGGUGAAUAAUAAGAACCGCGGACGAAAAAGUAAAAUCCUGAAAUGUAUAUGCUGCAUGUGCGUUUUGUUUGUCGUUCCUUGUAGUUUUUCAGUCAAUCGUAUAAAUGGAUUUUUUUUCAUGAUCGUUAUGGAAAUCCCUAUGAUCUCUCGCGUGCCUGCGAGACGAGAUAUCAAGGCCGCGGGAAAACUGUCAUGACGACAACAUUUACCGUGGUGAUGUUAUUAUGAAUAUCUUAUGAAAAACGUAUACGUUCUUUAUUAUCGGUCACGACUCUUUUAUAUUUUGAUAGUGACGGUUGGGUUUUAUAGUACCUGUAACGCAGUAGACGAGAAAACACCUGGGAAUGCCAGAAAUAUCGCGAGAUUCAACGCUGUAAUAUCAUUUUAAAUUAUUUUUUUUCUUUUUAGUUUGUUCAACUGUCUAUUGAUAUACCUACACAAGUUUUCAUGCGGGUACUUUAUUAUUAUUUUUUUUUAAUUUUGUGUAUUAAUUAUGGGCGCCUGAUGACAAAAUGAGUCUUUUCAGUAAACAUAUCUAGGCGACGAGUGGAUCACGUCUUGCAUUAAACAUAAUUAUAAUAUCUACGUCUUUACAAUACAAGACGAUUCUAUUAUCACGAACCAUUUAACGUUAGUUUACAUUUUAAACUGUUAUGUAACUGGUAAUCAAAGUCUUAAACACGUAUCUAACAUACAAUAAUUGCAUUUUGUAUCUUAUUGUAUCGAGUAUCUAAAUACUAAUUCUUAAGUAUCUAGCCGAUAGACGUCCGAAGAUGGAGGCAAGCUGAGUCGUUUUUUAUAAAUUUGAUUUGCGUUUGUGACAUAUAGAAUACAAUUUAAAUUUUUAGUAAUAUUGUAAAUAAUGUCAUGGUGUUUAUACCCGCAUUUUUUGAUGUCCGAUUAAAACCAAAAUAAAAUUUACUCGUUACUAUUUAUCUUCUUGGAUAAUCGCUGAUUACGUUGGAGAUUGUUUUCAAAUUUUAAAAUAAGAAAAUCGAUAAUGUUUUCUGCUUACUAAUACAACAAUAGAUAAUAUUAUGUUUAUAAAAAAGGAUUUGCAACGUAUACAGUAUUUUUUUUAGCCAUUCGUAUAAUAUAAGUAACGUUUGAAAGAGUAGUUUUGGACAACCCUAAAGUUUUUUCUGGAGAUUUCUAACAGGAAUUGUUUGCUUAUCUUAUUCUGGCGAGUGGUUAAAGGUAUUAGGAGUAGGUCGUAUUAAGGGUAUAAUAUGAAUACGAUUUCUUUUCUUUCCGAGAAUAGGGGAUUUCAACGGUUCAGAAAUGAUUCAGUGUAUUAUGUAAAAUAUGCUGAAUACUAUGGAAAGUGAAUUACAUAUAAAAAAAAAUCGUGAUAUUUUCGAAAGAAAAAAAAAUUGUCGACUAAGAGUCACAUCGUGUUGUAUUUUAUAUAAUAGCGUAUCUAUUUAAAUUAAUUCGCGAUGUAAUAUCAAAAUAAUAUAUACACACACACACACAUAUAUAUAUAUAUAUAUAUAUAUAUAUAUAUAUAUAAAUAUACCAGAUAGGUACCUAUUAUUUUGAUAUUCUUAUGAUAUUUUACUGUAUACAAUCACAAAUAAAAUAUUGUAAAUAAUGACGUCUAAAUGAUGACGUUUAUAAUAUGAAAAUCAAUAGUUGACAAAUACUCCAGUAAUUCCUGUACUUAUUAUGUUUUCGAGAGAUUGUUUGAAAGACUUACGAUACAAUAUAUAAUAUAAUAUAAUAUAUAAUAGUUAGUGUACUAAUGAAUAUUAAAAUCAAAAUAACAAUAAGUUAAUAUAAUAAUAAGUUGUUCGUUAAGCUUGAUAAUGAGAAUUAUACAAUUCUUUAAAAUUGAUGAAUAGAAGUUAAGUUAAUUGGAGAUAUUUGAAAUAAUAUUAUAUACUUCGGUGAAUUCAUCAGACAUUUUUCAGGGAGGUGGGAGGUUGAAAGGCAUGUAUCACAAAAUCGUUAGUUGUUUCCUCACAUCAACAUCAGCUAAAUUAAGCAUUUUUUUUUUUUUUUUUUGUUUAGGUUUUUAUAUUUUUAACAGCGUCCAGAGCAAGAGGGUAGACACGAUGGUCUCCCCAAUUCGUAACAUGAUCCCGAAUAUAGUAAAAAUAAAAAUAAAAAUUAGUUAUACGAUAAACAAAUGUAGUUUAUCCAAAACUAAAUUUUUUUUACGUGUUAUACAAAUAUUAUUGUUGAAAUAUUUAAAAAAUUAAUUUUUUCGUGAAAAUUUAAACAAAAAAAAAAAAAUGAAAAAGCCAUACAAUUUCGGUGGCGUUAUUUAUGGGUGGGGAGGCAGCCCAGGAGUAAUGGAUCCCUACAGAACCAAAAAACUCAAAUCGGAUUCAUUGUCCUGUAGUUGAGUAAUAACUAUACAAAUUAUACAUAAUAUAGUCAUGUUGCGCUGUUAUAGGUAUCCAAGAUGCGGCUAAAUAUUAAGUGCCAUAAAAGCCAAGGUACCUUAAGACUUUAACGCACGGAAAAACUAAUUAUUGUUGGAUUAUAUAUAGUUAGGUGAUUAGACGAUUGGAUUUUCCUUGCAUAUUAUUUAACAUUGAACUCCUCCAAAAAAUGCCCAGAUACAGAACUAUUGUAAACUUUGCCCCCCCCCCCUCCUAAAAAAAAAGUUUAAAAGACGCCACUGUACAAUUUUAUUUAGUUUUUACUGUUUUUAAUAAAACAAAAACAAACAUAUUAUUGUGUUAGGUAAUUAGCUGCACAAUAAUUCAUUAUUAUCCGAGUAUAUUAUUAUAAAGGUAGUCUUUAUAUCCAUACCUAAAUAGAAUUUAAGUACAGUUUUGAAUACGAAAGAAUUCGACUUAAUCAAGUUCUAAGAUUUAUUUUUUAUUUAAUCCAACAGUCGUUAACGCAUGUAAUGUUCAAAUGUUACGCAACAUGAUAGCAUAGGUAAUUUUGUAACUUAUAAUACCCAUGUGUUCUAUAUAUUAACCUUGAAAUGUUCUGCAAGACUGAUGAUGUGUGGCGAUGUCUGUUUUAAGAGAGUACAUAAAAUUCAUUCACAUUGAUUAUGUAACAAAAUAAAAAUUUUAAUAAUAAUAGGUUUCGGGUUUUUUUUUUAAUGUUUCUUAUUAAGCAUCGUUAUUUUUUCAUGAUUAUAGCUCAAGAUCCCGUCUAAAGCGGCGUUCAAGUUAAGACCGCGCGACGUGAUUGUGAAUUUGAAAAAGAAACAUAUUUGCGUCGGAAUAAAAGGACAACCGCCGAUAUUGGACGAUGACCUACCACACGAAAUCAAACUCGAGGAAACCACGUGGCUACUCGAAGACGGAAAGACAUUCCUAAUCAAUAUUGAAAAGGUAUAUAAUAACUAUAUCAAUCGGUUUAUCGUGUUUUUCAAAAUCCGGCUUUAGGUUAUCAAUCGGAAAAUGAUUGAAGUGGUAUGUUUCUUUUGUAUAUUAUGUACCUAUCAUAUGUGUAAAAAAGAUAUUACGUAUAUAGAGUAUUUCAAUUUUGGUGGAAUGCGUGUAAAAAAAAAAACUUUAAAUAUAUUUUUUUGUCUUAGUCUUCAUUCUAUUAUUAUCAUUCUGGCCUUCCAUUCAUUUGCAAAAAAUCAUUUAAUCUACAUAAUUAUUAAAAACUGCGGUUUUCGAAGAAUCAUUUAUCUUGUCAAUUUACAAGGGACUUUUUUUUUUUGUGUCAUUUUAAUAUUAUGUCGUUUAUUAUUAGACAUAUUGUGUAAAAAUUUCCUUUUUGUUUCAAUAAGCAUAUACAAAGCAUGUUAGUUAUAAAUUGUCAAUAUUUUCGUCCAUUGGUUUUAUAUUUUCCAUGAAAUAUAACGGAAAAACCUUUAAUGUUGUACACAACUUUUUAUUCGUUUACUGUUGUCGGCAAAACUAACGCACCGAAAUGAUCAUCAUAAACCCGGAUGAACACUUCACCUCGAAAAACAUACAAAUUAUACCAAACAAUUAAACAUAUAUUUUCUAUGGGUAUAAUAAUAACAUUUUGGUAUUUUAAUUUUAUAAAUAACAAAUUUUAAUUAUUAGAAUUAUUUAAUUACUAGGUUUUUAUAAUUAAUUUUAAAACGAAACGGGUCUAAUUUUUUUCGCCGAUUGGUUUAAAUUCUCAUGAGAUAACAAUUAUUUCUGUAAUUUUGUUACACAUUAUUUAUGUGUAACACUUACUUAUUUUAUUAUGAAUUAUUAUUUGUUACUAUACCUAACCUAUGUAUUUUUUUAAAAUUAUUUUUUAAGCAUAUGCGAUGUAAACAUUAAGACAGAUCAUGAAAGCCGCGAAAGCAACAUAAUAUGAGAACAAAAAUAAUAUUUUAAGUAUAGUUAAAAUAUAUUUAAUAUUUAAUUUAUUUAACUAGCAUAUUUCCUAUUAGAUAGCAAUUAUUUUUUUAGAUUGAUUUAAUGAGUGUUCUUCAUAUUUUAGUUUUUUAUUUAGUAUAUUUAUAUAUUUAUUUUAUAUUGAAUCAACGUUGUGUUUUAUCCUAAAAUAAUUAUAUUUAUAAUUUUGUAUAAUAUUUAUUACAUUAUUAGGUGGGUAUUAAAAUAUUAAAAAUACAUAGGUACAAAUAAAAUAAAAUAAAGUCCUAAUGUUGAAAUUGUGGUAUGACUCAUAAGAAAUUAUGGUUAACAGACGUUAUUAAUUGAUAAUGAAGUUGUUACCUCAUGGAAACUGUAGCUAAUCGGAGAACAGGAUUGUUUCUUUUAACAAUGUACUGUAGCUUACAUGCUGUAUAGGUAUGGUCUUGUAUUACAUUCGUAAAAUGUUGAGUUGGAAAACAAGGGACGACGUAAAAGAAGAAAUAGGUUGUUCGGCAAAGUGGUCAUAUAGGUUACAAACUUCGAGAAAAGAUCUAGUAACGAAAUGAACGGUGGCGAAAUGAUCAUAUUCGGUCCAUCUAAUGUACAAUCUAUAUAGUUCAUCUAUUUAGAAUUGAAAUCUCAAUGAUCAAAUAUCUGUAUAUAUCGUUCUGUAUUAUUUUUUUGCAUAGCAAAUGGCUUUAUUUUCAGCAAAACGCGGAAAAAAUAAUUCCAGUAAAAUGUGUUUUAUCCACGCUUUAUUUAGGUAUAGAUUACGGUAUAUUAGGUAUUUUAUGUCUGGCCGAAAUAUUGUGUUCCUUAUUGUAUUGUAUAGGUAAUGUACAAUGAACGAACCAUGCUUCAGUAGAAUAGUUGUUACAAAAUAUCAUGCAAUGCAUUAGGCAAAGAACUAGAUGUUAAAUAUUAAUACAAAUCCACGAUUGAUUUUAUUUGAAUAUUUAUUAAUCAUGUACUGUUGUUAUAAAUUAAAUGUUUAAAAUAUUGUAGACAUUUUUUUUUAGAUUUUGAGUGCAUCGAGGGAUGUAUUGGUUUUACCAUUAUGCGUAUGAGUUUUUAUUUUCAUUUAUCGAUUCUGAAUGGACCGUGGAAUGUAUUUGUUGUAAUAAUGAUGUUUAUUUUUAUUUUAUUUUUUCUGUGGACAACUUUUUUACUAGCCAUUCUGCUCCGAUUUUCAAGUGUAGCACUUUUUUUGAAAGGAAAUUUUUUCUAUUUGGUACUUUAGAAAUGUUAUUUUUUUGAUUUUCCGAGCGGUUAAUCGUAAAUAUUACAGCCUUUCAAAACAUGUAUAAUCAAACUCUGCUUAGAAUCGUUUUUCAUUAGCAAAGAGUAGUUAACAGAUUAGCUAUAACAGUGGCCUACCCGUCGUAUGAAGCACGUCCGUAUCUUUUUGUUUUGUGUCUUUUCUACCAAAAAUAUUAUUCAGAUUUUCAGUUUUUUCUGAAAGUAAAUUGUUUCUAGUUGGUGCUUUAGAGAGGUUAUUUGAUAUUCCUUUGGUUUUCUUAAUAACUGGGAAUAAGCGGGAAAAUUUAAUGGUUUUCAUUUUUUUUUUUAAUUUGGUUUAAAAUAAUCAUAGAAAUCUGAAUUGUACGCAGAAUAUAAAAUUGUCGGCUUAUAUAAAUUUUAUAUUAGCCUUUUCUAGACGUUGUACAAUUUUUAAAAUAUUCUUGCGAUUUGUGAGCUUUAUAUAGGCAUUUGACAAUUUAAGGUUUUUUGUCCAAACAGAGUGUUUGAAAAGCGCAGUAAGUGAUAACGUACGUAUACUAUGUGACGGAGUGUUCUCCAACAAGCAAAGCUAUUGUAUCACUGAUAAUAAUUAGUAAAACGUUUGAUAGGCAUUUAACACGUUCGCGUCAUUUCUACAUUUCAAUUUUUCGAUAGGUUUUAAUUCUCUUAGCUAGCGUUUGGUCCGAUCAGCGUCGUCGAGUGUACAUACAUUACUGGAAUGUUCGUGUGAAACUGAUUUUUCUAUUUUUUGGCUUACGACAUGAAAGAAAAGGGCGUGAUUUUUACCAGCACCGUGUGUGAAUGACGUGACCAUACAAAAUCGAUACGCAGCAUAAGUGUUAAUAUUAUAUUUUAAUAUUUCGUCGGUGGUAAUAUUCGACCGCAGUUUCAGAUUAUCGUUUUAAAUUAAUCGGUAAUUAAAUUGAGCAAUAAUAACGUUUCGUUAGGAUACUGAAAUAUUACACGCCGUUGUUUUGUAUAAGACAAACCAAAUUAAUGUUACGAGAACGGCGGCCUAAGAUACGAGUAGAUAGUUUCGGAUAUUGCGUGGUUUCUUUGAUCCCGCGCCGUCGGCCGCUUUGCACUUCGAUACAACUUUUUAUACCGUAAAGUGUGCACCGUUGUACAAGUUCGUUCUUCUUUUAUUAAUCGCAUUUGGUCGUCGGUCCUAUUCCGAAUUAGUAGGACUGCUUUUGAUCUGAAAUCUUCGGGAUACUUACAACUUGUUUCGUAAUUUUUCUGCGCGUCACGAUAUUAUUAGUAGGUAUUCGUUUUAUAACUUUAUGCGUACAAAUUAUUAAUGAUAAAAUGGCCUAGGUUCUACGACGAUAGUGAGAAAACGUAUUAUAUUAUAUAAUUGCGGUUCGUAAAAAAAUACAAAAUAAUAUCGUUGUUAUUUUAUCGUGCUCGUUAAAAAUUUAAUAACAUUUGGAAAAAAUGAUUCACUAGGCGUGCUCACCCAUAUUAUUUUGGUUAUAUUUUGCAUGUUAUAUUCGAAUUCUGAUUUUCGGCAUUUUUAAGUGUAAAUUAAAGCCGAUAUAUUUUUGAAUACAGAGAUUUUUCACAGCAUUCUAGGAGUACCCUGUCUACCCGAUGCGUCUUAAAUAUUGAAGUACCAGUAAUUGCGUACAGUCGCAUACAAUUUAACGACGAGUGUUGUAAAAAUAAAAUAUUGGCGCAGCAUAAAUACUCGUUACAGUUGGCGUGAGUUUUUCAUCAGCUACAUAACGCGGUGUCUUAUGUUUUGAUAUGAUUUUUUGAUAACAACGACAGAACUUCCGAGGAUACUCUCGAAUAAUAAUAAUAAUAAUAAUAAUAAUAAUAAUAACAAUAAUAAUAAUAAUAUAUGUUUGUUAAUUUUGUAUUCGCUUUAUAUUUUGUUUUAGCGCUUUUGCAUUCGCUUUUUCCCCGCAAACGCAAUGUAGGUUUCGUAAUUAUGCAGGGUUGAACGCUGUAGUAUUACUUUAUUCUUAAAUCAUGUAGUGUAGUUGUAUGGCAGCUCGUUUCGAUGUUUAAAAUAUUGAUUCCGUAUUGCUGGUUGUUAGUAAUCUGCUAAAAUAUAAUGUAGAUAGUUUGGAAUCUUUGAAAAUUCCCAACGCAGCGAGAAAUGUAUUGGUGUAUGAUGUGUGGUUUUGUUUUUUUUUGUUUGUGUUUUUUUUUUUUAUUACUAAUGUAAGAACAUGUAAAAUAUGUUAAGUCCGUGGCUUUCACGUUAAAUAUUUUACAUUUCUGGCCAAGUUCGUCCAGAAGACUUCCAGUCGAAAACCCUAUAGGAAUUUCAUUCUUGCAUAUUAAAUCUAGUUGACACGUCGAGAGAUCACUUAUCCUGUAAUCCUUUAUAUUUUUCUUAUUAAUACUGGUGAAAAACCGGGAAUUUUCACGCGACACUACGUCGAUCUACGUCCAAAUCGAUUUUCGUCGUAGUUGAAUACACCCGAAAUGUUCACCGAAUACUUAUUUAUUAUAAAUAAUACUAUAUUAAAAUCGUCAUUAAACACGGUAUAGUUUUCAAAAUAUUUUGUCUCUUUUAGAAAUAUUCACGAUUUAUGUAAUUUUGACGUAGAAUUCAUUUAAACAAUAAUAUGAAAACCCAACUAUAAAUAAACUAUAAAUAAUUUUUUCUCGUUUUAAAAUCUGGUGCAAAUGCGGAAGAACAUAAAAUCCCUUCUAUGUAAAUCUGCCUCGUCAAAAAAAGUUAAAUCUUUACAAACAAUAUUGUUUUGUUAUGCUUUUAUUUCUUGUUUUCUUAUCUCAUGAAUACGUAUCCUUUGAAAAAAAAAAAAAUAAUUGUUUCAAUCAGUGGUGGUGCGUGGGUAAUUUUGCGCGUCUUACUCAUAUUUUUUUAUUAGACGAUUGAGACGUCUGCCUCUGCUUGCUUGGUAACACCCCCGUGGGUGCGAGCUACUACUGGGGUAAAAUAAAUUGGCUUAAACUUGAAUGUUUUUCCAAAAGACAUUAAUAUGAUAAAAGUCGAGUUAAAUUACAAUAGUUCGAUUUAUUUAAUAAUAACAAUGUAUUUAUAUCGGAGGCUUUGUUGUCGGGGGUCUUUUGUCAUUAAACGAGUUGGUGGGUUAGUGGGUGUUGUCUCAAAUGUGUUGUUUAUAAGUUCAUACCGCCACUGAUUACAACAACAUCAAAAUAGCGACGUUCAGAGAUAUACGCGCUCCUCCUAAAUAAGGAGGCACCGAUCAAUAUGCGGUUUAUAUAAUCGGAAUAAGAAAAAUUCCGUGCCCUAUUAUAUAAUAAUGUAUGAUUACAUUAUUUAUAGCAGGUAGUUUGAUAUGUGUUACGUUUUUUCUAUUGUGAUCUGAUUACAAUAACACAAAUUGCCAAGUCACGCGAUUUGAUUGGAGUGUAUUGUGUUAUUAUAUUACGAUACUAAAAUACUGAAAUAUGACCGUGCCGUUUUACAGUUUCUUGUCAAUAUUUUUCGUUGUGAAUUCAAUUGUUGAGUUAAAAAUACUUAAUUUACUUAAUUAAAUUUGUAUACCGGGGAAUUCUUUUAUCGUUUUUAAACGCUCAUUAUCUCGGAAAAUAUUAACUUUUUUUUCGGAACCCGUUAUAGAAAAUUUAAGAAACAAGGAGCUCUACAACUUACCAUGAUGAUUGUUUUUGUCGCUUUAAGUUUCGGGUGUGAAACGACCACUUAUUUUUGAUUUUCAAAUAACAACCAAUAUUAAAAAUCGCAUAAAUAGAUUGAGUAUUCUGUAUUAGUUAAAAUAAAUUUUGGUGUUAAAAAUUUUGAUUUCCGUCAUUCCAUUGUACUAGUAACAGUUGUACUGGUGCACUAAUAAAGUGAGCACAAAAUACCACCACACAAAUGAUGCUCCACUAUUCUCACCCGACCCAAACUUAAAAGUGGAAUAUCUCGUCAAUGAAUUGACGAUUCAUCAAAAAUCAACAAUUUCAACACCAAAAUUUAUUGUAAUUACUUAAUUAAUUAACUAAAUAAUUAUUCCAUCUAUUUGCGUCAUUUUAAAUACAGGUUACCAUUUGUAAAUCAAAAGUAGGUAGUCUUUUUACCCCCAAAUGCAAGGAUGACAUUUGAUUUUGUAACAUUUUUAAACAAUUAUUUGUUUCUUCAGUUUUUUGAACAAAAAAAAUUUCAAAAAAAGUCAAUACUUUACAAAAUAAUAAGUGUCUAAUGAUAAAAUAAUCACCCUGUUGAUGUCAGUAGUGUUUUUUUUAUCAUAGAAUAAUAACAGUUAUUUUUGAUUGUAUUUCAGGUUAAUAAAAUGGAAUGGUGGUCCAAAUUAGUAGUUUCAGAUCCAGAUAUAUCUACCAAAAAGAUUAACCCGGAACCGUCCAAACUGUCUGAUUUAGAAGGUGAGACUAGGUCUAUGGUGGAGAAAAUGAUGUACGACCAACAACAAAAACAAAUGGGAAAACCAACGUCAGAUGAGCAGAAAAAACAGGAUGCUCUUCAAAAGUAUAUAAGUUUACUUUAUGGUUUUAUUUACAUCGUUUUGACUGUUAAUAUUUUUAUAGGUUCAUGGAGCAACAUCCCGAAAUGGACUUUUCCAAAUGUAAGUUCAAUUAAACCAGCUCAAAACCAAGAAAAGAAAUACUAUUAAGAACAACGUAAAAUGAGAGUUAAGAUAAUAAAAAUAAUUUUAUCAUUUACACUUUUUUAAAUUUAUGCAAAACUUUCCGGAUUAAAAUAAAAUUAUUGUAAAUUGCAUUGUGUUUUUGUGUUUUUAACUAUAUUUAUCCAAAUUAUAAAACUAUAACAGUGUUAUAACUAUUAAUACAUUUAUUCUACAUUAGCUGACCUUGUUAACUUGAUCAAUGAAAAAAAUUACUGCUGAGAUUAGGUUAGCAUGUUAUGUAAACAAAAUCACUUUACAAAGCUAUAAUUAAAUUAGAUAUAAGGACAGGGAAAUAAAGAAACAAAUUUGUGAAAAGUAUUUAUAGU
Messenger RNA from Cinara cedri, 37587 nucleotides. The record is from the annotation of a GenBank genome assembly. Lineage: Eukaryota; Metazoa; Arthropoda; Insecta; Hemiptera; Aphididae.